Molecule: messenger RNA, 2642 nt
Organism: Gadus chalcogrammus (walleye pollock)
Lineage: Eukaryota; Metazoa; Chordata; Actinopteri; Gadiformes; Gadidae
Gene: rilp
Product: Rab interacting lysosomal protein
Exons: 8
Coding region: 451-1737 (428 amino acids)
Biological process (GO): cilium assembly
Cellular component (GO): ciliary basal body; cytoplasm
Molecular function (GO): protein dimerization activity
Source: RefSeq, a predicted model, not a curated record
UCAGGCAGGAACAAGCGCUACAGUGCAAUUACUACUCACUACAUAGUCUGCUAUAGUCACUACUGUACUAAAUGGUGGCAUUACUGCUUAAAUAUACAGUACCGAGUACAGUCCGGGGAGUUACUGCUACUAUACAGUAUUGAGAACAGUCAGGGUAGUUAAGUUACUGCUACAUGUGUGUGUGUGUGUGUAUAUAUAGUACUAGUACGUCUCUGGGGGUUGAGUUACUGCCUCAUGUAUACAGUGCUUGGUACAGUUUGCUAUGCUCCAGUAAACACGUUGGACGGAAGAAGUCAAGUCUCGUCUCGUUCGGCGGCUGUUUACAGACCAACGGGUUUUCUGUGGACAUUUAUUGGAGCUUAAAAUGACUGAGAUAAGGGCGGCCGUCAGGGCGACCGCUCGCGUGGCUAGGGAAACACUUUAAAUAUCACGGAUUUUAAUCGCAAAGAAAUGGAGGGCGCGGAAACCAUUGAAGAAGGCGACAAGACCACCACGGAUGUUUUCCAAAGGUCCUGCUCGGCGCUAACCGUGGACGACGUUUACGAGAUAGCCAAGUUGAUCGGCUCCGAGGUUGAGCAACUCAUCGACAACUUUGGUAAAGAGAGCGUCGUGGGGCUGGUACCCAAAACAGUCAAAGUCCUCGAACUGCUGGAGAGCUUCGCUUCACGCAACCAAGCGUGGAAGCUGAAGGAAGAAGAGCUGAAGAAAGAAGAGCUGCUGAAAGCGUUUGAGACGCUGCAGCUCCAGCAGCAAAAAAAACGCACCGCCAAGGACACAGAGGUCGGAAAGCACAAUAAUGAACUACGGGAGUGGAAGCAGAAGGAUGACCAAUGGAGGAGGAGGUGUGAGGAGCUCCAGGCCCAGGUGCAGCAGCUCCAGGAGGAUAAGCAGGACCUGGAGAGCAGACUGAAGGGCAGCCAUGCUCAGGAGGAUCGUGCCCAGCGCCAGGAGAGGGAGGUGAUGCUGAAGCUGAAGAGUGUGGUGGACAAGCAGAGGGACGAGUUAAGAGCCAAAGUCCAGGAGAUCGCCACCCUCUCCAACGAGGUGGAGGCAUUGCAGGAGCAGCUGGAGCGCUUCAUGAAGAUGAACAGCGAGCUGCGCCACCGGCAGAGCGUGCUGCAGGCCCAGCUGACGAGCACCACGGCCCGCAAGACGGACAUGGAGGCCGACCUCCGGGAGAAACACAAGCAGAUAGAGCACAUCCAGACGCUGCUGGACCAGGCCAGGUCUAGCCCCCGGAAGGUGUCGGUGGGGCAGCCAGAGUCGCUUGGGGCAGACCAGCCUUGCUUCACGAAGAAGGAGGUGCGGGAAAUUCUGUUUGAAAGGAACGAGCUGAAGGCCAACCUGUUCCUCGUCCAGGAGGAGCUCAAGUACUACCAGAGGGAGAUCCUGAAUGACGAGAGGUUCCCGAGCUUCGUCCUGGACGCACUGCGCACCACCAUCAGCAAGCAGAGGACACUCAUCAAGGCCAAGAUGCUGGGCAUUCCUUUGGACCAAGUCAACAGUGAUGAGGAAGAGCAGGCCCCUUGCAAUGGGAGGGCUGAGAUGGAUGAAACGGACGAGACGGACGGCCCUGAAGAAAAACCAGCUGAAUCUCGCAUUCGGAGCCUCUUUGGUUUCCUGACACGGUCCGGCAGCAACCGAAGCCCCACCCACAUGAGUAGCUCCACCUCUACCUGGGAGAUCCUCGGCGAAACGGAGGCUGUUGGAGACUCAGGGCUUGAGCCAUCCUCCUGAGAGGAAAGAGGUCACGGGGCAUUGACUCACACUUACCAUGUGGCUUUGGUUUGUUUUGAUCUGGAAUAGGACUGGCAUGUAUUAUCCUUCUUUUCAACUCUGCCUUGAUCCGGAAUAUGGCCAGUUUUACUGGUUAGCAAGUAUUACUGAUUGCUUCCAAGAUGUCAGGUUUUAGGUUAUUUUAAAAUGAUAAUGUGGGAGUGGAAUAUUAUUUCCAUGUUGUUAAAAAGCUCACACAUGUAGAGAAAUCUCCAAGAUGCCAUUAUUUUAAUAAUUUGGAUUUUAUUUGAUAUAUUUUAAAGAGGGACAUAUAAAUAUAUAUUAAAGAUAUAUAUUAGUUUUGUUAGCAUUACCAGAACAUUAUUAUAUCCUGUGGCAUUAGUUUUUAAUUGUCUUUAAAAUCAUGUGCAACUAUUUGUGGAAGUUCUAUUACCUUUUCAAACCAAAGAUCACACAAAUAUGUAUUUUUUUUAAUGAAUCAUUAUCAUAGGAGGAAAGAUCAUGUCUCUACAAGACGACAUUGUUUCAUUCAACAUUCACCUGAUUUCAUCCCAAAUAUAGCGCUUUGAACAAGUCAAAAAUCAAAUUGUUAUCCAGGCCAGUGUUUCAUGUAUCGGUGAAUAUAAUGUACUCUCCUUUAUAUAUUCGAUUAUUUUCCCUACAAUGGGCAAAUCUGAUGGAUUUUCAUUGUAUUUCUCUUAUUGACACCAUGAUUGAAAGAGGAGAUGUUGAGACAAUCAAGUUCAUCAGUGUUUAUAAUGAGUGUUUUAAACAAGCCAUAUAUUCCUAAAUCAGAACUAUUUUUGUAUGCUGAAAGAUGGUUAUAACGGAUUCUUCCCUCAAUAAACUCUUGCAGUAUCUGCUAUUCUUAAAAGGGAUUCCCCUUUCCCCGUCUUGUUUGUUCU